Colletotrichum fioriniae is the source of this 618-nucleotide messenger RNA. Lineage: Eukaryota; Fungi; Ascomycota; Sordariomycetes; Glomerellales; Glomerellaceae. The record is from RefSeq and is a predicted model, not a curated record.
AUGCUCAAUCUCUUCCGCAUUGCCGGGGACUUGUCCCACCUUGCCAGUAUCGGCAUUCUCCUCCACAAGAUGGUGCAGCUGAACAGCUGUUCUGGUAUCUCGUUCAAGUCGCAAGCCCUUUACUUCCUGGUGUACAUCACCAGUCUAUGGAAUCUCGUUUUCAAGAUCCUCUUCAUCUCCUCCCAAGGGUACAUCGUUUACCUGAUGACGACCGCAUACAAGCCAACCAACGACCCCAACCAGGAUACCUUCCGCGUCCAGUAUCUGCUCGGCGGAGCUGCCGCUCUGGCCAUCAUCUUCCCCUACUCUUACACCUUCUGGGAGAUCUCUUGGACCUUCUCCAUCUGGCUCGAGGCCGUUGCCAUCUUGCCUCAGCUUUUCAUGCUUCAGCGCACUGGCGAGGCAGAGACCAUCACCACGCACUACCUCUUCGCCCUAGGUAUCUACCGUGCCCUGUACAUCCCCAACUGGAUCUACCGUUACUUCACAGAGGUGAACCACAAGGUUGACUGGAUCGCCAUCACCGCCGGUAUCAUCCAGACCAUCCUUUACAGCGACUUCUUCUGGAUCUACUACACCAAGGUGAUGAAGGGCAAGAAGUUUAAGCUGCCCGUCUAA